Molecule: messenger RNA, 2148 nt
Organism: Chaetura pelagica (chimney swift)
Lineage: Eukaryota; Metazoa; Chordata; Aves; Apodiformes; Apodidae
Gene: NETO1
Product: neuropilin (NRP) and tolloid (TLL)-like 1
Exons: 11
Coding region: 1-1608 (535 amino acids)
Molecular function (GO): protein binding
Source: RefSeq, a predicted model, not a curated record
AUGAGCAACGUAGUAAAUGGGCGAAUACUUCAUUUUGUAGCAAGUCUAAUCAUCCUACAUUUGUCCGGGGCAACAAAAAAAGGAUCAGAAAAACAAACUACUUCCGAGGGACAGAAACCAGUGCAGUGUGGAACUUGGACAAAAUACGCAGAAGGAGGCAUCUUCACUUCUCCCAAUUACCCCAACAAGUAUCCUCCUGACAGAGAGUGCAUCUACAUUAUAGAAGCUGCUGCUAGACAAUGCAUUGAACUACACUUUGAUGAAAAAUAUUCUAUAGAGCCUUCUUGGGAGUGUAAAUUUGACCAUAUUGAAGUAAGAGAUGGACCUUUUGGCUUCUCUCCAAUCAUUGGACGUUUCUGUGGACAGCAAAAUCCACCUAUGAUAAAAUCCAGUGGCAGAUUCCUAUGGAUUAAAUUUUUUGCUGAUGGUGAGCUGGAAUCUAUCGGGUUUUCUGCUCGGUAUAAUUUUACACCUGAUCCGGAUUUUAAGGACCUUGGUGUUUUGAAACCGUUGCCAGUUUGUGAGUUUGAGAUGGGAGGACCUGAAGGAAUUGUGGAAUCUGUGCAAAUUGUCAAAGAAGGAAAAGCUUCUGAAACUGAAGCAGUAGACUGUAAAUGGUAUAUCCGAGCACCACCUCGAUCCAAGAUCUAUUUGCGGUUCUUGGAUUAUGAGAUGCAGAAUUCCAAUGAAUGCAAAAGGAAUUUUGUAGCUGUCUAUGAUGGAAGCAGUUCUGUGGAGGAUUUGAAAGCAAAGUUUUGCAGCACUGUUGCUAAUGAUGUAAUGCUACGGACAGGUCUUGGUGUGAUCCGUAUGUGGGCAGAUGAAGGCAGUCGAAACAGCCGAUUCCAGAUGCUCUUCACAUCUUUCCAAGAACCCCCUUGUGAAGCCAACACAUUCUUUUGCCACAGUAAUAUGUGUAUUAAUAAUACAUUGGUCUGCAAUGGACUUCAGAAUUGUGUGUAUCCUUGGGAUGAAAACCACUGCAAAGAAAAAAGAAAAGCUAACUUAUUGGAUCAACUUACAAAUACCAGUGGGACUAUAAUUGGGGUGACUUCUUGCAUUGUGAUCAUCCUCAUUGUUAUCUCUGUUAUAGUACAAAUCAAGCAGCCUCGUAAAAAAUUUGUCCAAAGGAAAACAGAUUUUGAUCAAACAGUGUUCCAGGAGGUGUUUGAGCCUCCUCAUUAUGAAUUAUGCACCCUCAGAGGGACAGGGCCUACAGCUGACCUUGCUGAUGUUGCAGAUGACUUUGAAAAUUAUCAUAAACUGCGAAGAUCAUCUUCAAAAUGCAUUCAUGACCAUCACUGUGGAUCACAAGUGUCUAGCAUUAAGGGCAGCCGUAGUAACCUCAGCACAAGAGAUGCUUCUGUCUUGACAGAAAUACAACCCCAGCCUGUAAAACCACUCAUUCAGCCCAUGAAUAGGAGAAAUAUCCUUGUCAUGAAGCAUAGCUACUCACAAGAUGCUGCAGAUGCGUGCGAGAUAGAUGAAAUUGAAGAAGUACCAACCACAAGUCACAGGCUGUCCAGACAUGAUAAAGCUGUUCAGCGGUUCUGCCUCAUUGGGUCUCUAAGCAAACAUGAGUCUGAGUACAACACAACUAGGGUCUAAGAGACAAACUUGAGACUGCUUGAGAAUAAUGCGCUCCUGGGUGAUUUUGAACAUGCUACAAUGAAAUGUGAAACUAUCGUCCUUGGAAACACCAGCUAGAGGUUUUAUGGACUCUCUGACCAACUAUUCUCAUAUCAUGCAAAAUUCAGCUAACAGUAUUGAGUAAAAUCACUAGAAGGCAAUAAGACUUCAGUUAUUAUCUCUAUUGAUCAUUCCUCUUUUUCUUUUUCACUCUUAUUUUUGUUGCAAGUUAAGUUCCCAAUUUCAGGAACAAUUUACUGAAAUCAGGUAUUUAGCCAUUCAUGAUCACUUUCAAUAGACAUAUUUGUUGGGUAAGCAUCUAGUAAUAUGACUGAAUUUGACAUUGAGAAAAUAAUCUGCAUGUAUGUUACUGAAUAUUUGAGUUGGCAAAUAUCCCUUUAUUAGAUACAUUGUAAAAAGCAUGCAUUCACAAUUAUUGCUGUUACUGUUCCAUUUCUGUGUCAUAUGCUUGCUACUUGUAACUUUUUAUAUAAAGAUACAUAAAACAAUGUAUAAUAA